This is a messenger RNA of Varanus komodoensis (Komodo dragon), 1490 nucleotides long. It is a transcript of the gene TMEM107, whose product is annotated as transmembrane protein 107. Lineage: Eukaryota; Metazoa; Chordata; Lepidosauria; Squamata; Varanidae. Gene Ontology annotation, cellular component: MKS complex. The record is from RefSeq and is a predicted model, not a curated record. Gene Ontology annotation, biological process: protein localization to ciliary transition zone; non-motile cilium assembly. The coding region runs from base 489 to 911 and encodes 140 amino acids. The transcript has 6 exons.
CCCCGAGCUGACAUGCUCCUUGCGAAAUUUCGCGCGUUGCAAAGCGGCGCACGGGAAGCCGCGGGACUUGCAACAGUCUGGACUUGCUAGUGAGACAUUUAACCUUAAACUAGCCGGAUCGAGCAAGCGCAGGGCAAAAGGGAAGCGUGUUUUGUCAAGCCAUUUCUCUGUUCUCACGUGGUCUUUCUCUCUUUGCAGCGCGUGCUGUUUUCCUUGCCAAGGCGUUCUGCAAAACCUAUGAGCAUUAAGGUGCUUUUAUAACAGACCAACAACGCGCGAUUAAAAAUGGGCUGGUGGUGAGGGUAGCGAUGGGUGGGCAGUGAUGGGUUCACACGUCCCAACCGCCCGCGACGGUGCUCUCCGUACAGCUGCUCCCUGCAGCCUUGAUCCGCAUUGAACUGAGGUGCGACGUCCCGCAAGGAUUUGCAUCCGUUGGCCAUUCACGUGCGAAAGGCAGGAUUUUGUCACCUCUUCCGUGCUGGGGGAGAAUGCCUUUGGUCAAUGGAUUGGUUCCCUCACGGUUCCUGACCCUCACGGCCCAUUUGGUCAUCGUCAUCACCAUCUUCUGGUCUAGGGAGAACAAUGUCAGAGCUUCCUUACCUCUUCAGUGCACCCAGGAAGAAUUUCAGAAGAAAGACACGGAACUGGUGGUGGCACUGUCUGUGACUCUUGGGCUGUUUGCUGUGGAGCUGGUGGGCUUCUUCUCCGGGGUGUCCAUGUUCAACAAUGCACAAAGUCUCCUCUCUUUGGCGGCUCACUGCAGCGCUUCCAUCUGCCUCUCCUUUUUUGUCUUUGAGCGCUGGGAGAUCGUCACUUACUGGUACAUCAUGGGCUUCUGCAGUGCCCUGCCCGCUGCUGUUGAGGCCCUGCUUUUCAUCUCGGUCUUUGGGCUGAAGAAGAAGCCCCUGUGAGAAGCAGGCACGAGAGAGGGAGCAUCCCCCGUCCUUCAGAAGAGGCGUUCCCUGGGAUCGCCCUGCAGGAGAGAAGCUCCAGACAGACCGCCAGAGGGUUAGCAAGACGCUCCUCAGCAGAGGCUGGCUGCAGUCAGAGAGAAGGAGCGCGAGGAACAUGGCUUCCUUAGGAGCACAACGAACGGUACGACCGCUUUCCUUCCCUGGUUUCUGCCUGUUUUGUGUGAGGACUGCACCAAUUUCCGCUGAGCCAAGCAAAGCCAGCGUCUCCUGCAGUGGGCGACUCCCUCCAGAGGGAACCCUGCAGUACUGCAUGCUGUCACAUGCCUGCUCCCGGACCCUGCACGGCUUUCAGCCUCUGGUUGUGCAUUUGCCAGUGUGCCAAACUCUCCCCUGAGAGCUGGCCGCCCUGUGGUCCUGGAGUCUCUCUGCAGAAGAGCAAGGACGGGUGGCUGUUUGCCGGGAGAAAAAGCAGUUCAGUUUGUGCAUAUAUUUUUAUCAGGACAGAUCAUGGUAGAAGGCGCUAGAGAAGAAUCUCCCUUUUGAAAACCUUAAAUAAAACAUCACUCUCCUCAUAAA